CCUCAGUUUAAGUUCUCAUCGAGGCGGAUGAACGCCACAUUGGGUGCUUCUCUUUAUUUCCCCUCCUGUUUCAACAUAAAAGUACAUGAAGAAGUCGCUCUUGUGAAGCUAUAAACAAAAAAUCCUGCAGAAGUUUUUUGUGUGCCAGUGUCAAUGCAACAACCAACAACAUUCCAUAUUUUACAAAUAAAUCCAUUCCUUUAGUUUAAUUCUUGUGAAAAUGAAGAAUUUCUGUGAAAGUGCUUCAAUUCAUCGAAUUUUUCUUAAAUUUUUUAUAUUUUUAACGAUUGCUGAAAGAAUCCAUUGUCAAGACUUUGGAUAUGAUGGCGAUAAAGGGCCAAGCCAUUGGGGUGAGCAGUACAACACGUGUUAUGGGAAGCACCAGAGUCCCAUUAACAUUGACUCCUUGGACGUAGUACCGGUCAACUUGCCACCACUUGAGUUUAUUGGCUUCGAUGAGCAACCGGCUAAUACCAAACUCUCAAACAAUGGGCACACAGUAAUGCUGGAGGUGGACAGUGAUCCACAGCCUGCAAUUUCGGGUGGUCCCCUGGAUUGUCCGUAUGAAUUUAUGCAACUACAUUUCCAUUGGGGUGACAAUGAUACGGUAGGCAGUGAAGAUCUCAUUGAUAGCCGUAGCUUUGCCAUGGAGCUCCAUGUUGUCUUCUACAAGAGUGCCUACCGAAAUUCCCGAGCAGCUCUUGAUCACGAAGAUGGGCUAGCUGUGCUGGCUUUCUUCUUUGAAGUUUCACCCUAUGAUAAUCCUAAUUUUGUAAAAUUCACCGAUCUCCUCGAGCAGGUACGACUACCGCACACUAAUGCAACAUUUGUGGAUCCCCCAACUCUGAGGCAACUCAUUGGGUACGAUACUACUCACUACUAUACGUACAAUGGGUCACUCACAACCCCACCGUGCAGUGAAGUUGUCGUUUGGAUUGAUUUCAAGGAACCCAUAGCUCUCUCCCAUAAUCAGAUUGAGAAAUUUCGUGCUCUCGAGGACCACGAAGGGGCAAAGAUGACCCACAAUUUCCGCCCUACACAGCCAAUUGGUGAUCGUGUGGUACUCUUCAAUACGGACGAAAUAAUUGAGAAUAGUUUGAAUAAAAAGUGGCCCCCAUAUGAUGUUGUACCCGAAAUUCCUCCUCCACCACAUGAAGCACCAACAAAGCCAGAAGAUAGUAAUGUUGAGGAAAGCAUUCCAGAUGAUGUGCUAACAGAGCCAAGUAAUACGCUCGAAGAAAAGUCCGAAAAGCCACAACACAUGAAGAAAGGCUUGAAACGAAUAUUCAAAAAGAAUUCUGCGUGGACAAUUCGCACUGAUUCGUACCUCGUACUUGCCAUUUCUCUCCCUGUCCUCAUCAUCUCAGCCGCAGCGCGUGUGUAAAUUGAAUGUGUGAAUCGUGCCGUAGAAAUUUCUUUUCCUUGGGUGUAUUGCUGUACUUGAGAUUGCCGUUGAAAAUCAAUGCUAUAUUCUUCAUUGUGUGAGACUGAAUAAAGAAAUAAUGUGUAUAA
Lutzomyia longipalpis is the source of this 1512-nucleotide messenger RNA. It is a transcript of the gene CAH2, whose product is annotated as carbonic anhydrase 7. Lineage: Eukaryota; Metazoa; Arthropoda; Insecta; Diptera; Psychodidae. Gene Ontology annotation, cellular component: cytoplasm. Gene Ontology annotation, molecular function: zinc ion binding; carbonate dehydratase activity. The transcript is spliced from 6 exons. The record is from RefSeq and is a predicted model, not a curated record. Bases 221 to 1384 code for a protein of 387 amino acids.